Messenger RNA from Myotis lucifugus (little brown bat), 2912 nucleotides. Its product is annotated as protocadherin gamma-B2-like. Gene Ontology annotation, biological process: homophilic cell-cell adhesion. Gene Ontology annotation, molecular function: calcium ion binding. Lineage: Eukaryota; Metazoa; Chordata; Mammalia; Chiroptera; Vespertilionidae. Gene Ontology annotation, cellular component: plasma membrane. The record is from RefSeq and is a predicted model, not a curated record.
AGACAUCAGUCCAACAUAGCUGUUGGAAUACCGAAUCCCAUUAUUUGCAAGGCUUCUGCCUGCAGUUUUCUAAGCAGACUCUGGGCGCCGCUGUUGGCCAACUGCUGCAAAAGCUGGAGUCCAGGAUCCACCGGGUGUUUUCUGCGCAGUCACAAAAGCAAGUAGAAAGGCGAGGGGUCCGGACUCCGGCUCACUGCUCGGCAAAUCUGAUUCCGGAAUACCGACUGGGAUGCCUUCAAACUGGGAGCCUUGAGUUUUCUACGCGGUGGAAGUAGAUAUUUAAACACAAUUUGUAAAGAAAGCAUCUUCUCAAUGCCAGAGGCUGCAGCAGGGCUCGGAAGGAUGGGAACCAGGGCUAAGCAGAGGAGCAGGACCCCGCGGCGGUGGCAAGUACUCUUUCUCUUCCUGCUGCCUUUGUUCUGCGGGGCGCUCUCCGAGCAGAUCCGCUACUCUAUUCCGGAAGAAAUGGCCAGGGGCUCUGUAGUGGGGAAUCUCGCUAAGGACCUGGGGCUGCGGGUACGGGAUUUAUUGACCCGCAACCUCAGAGUUAGUGCAGAGAAACAAUACUUUGCCAUAAACACGGAGAAUGGGAACUUACUUGUGAGUGACAGAAUAGAUCGGGAAUCGCUCUGCCCUCAAAACCCUGUGUGUGUCGUGCCCUUAGAGAUUGUAGCAGAGAACCCUCUAAAUGUUUUUCACGUAAACGUGAUGAUAGAAGAUAUAAAUGACAAUCCACCUCAUUUCCCCCAAAAUAGCACUGUUUUACAAAUCAAUGAACUUGCAACUCCAGGAACUCGGUUUGACUUGGAAUCUGCUAUAGACGCAGAUGUAGGGCCUCACUCUCUCCAGAGUUACCAACUCAGCUAUAAUGAGCACUUUUCUCUAAUGGUAAAGGAUAAAGCUGAAGGCAAGAAUGCCCCGGAAUUGGUGUUAGAAAGGCCCCUGGACCGGGAACAACAGAGCUCCCAUCUCCUGGUCCUGACAGCGGUGGAUGGAGGUGACCCGGUCAGAACGGGCACCACUCAAAUUAGGAUUGAGGUUACUGACGCCAACGAUAACGCCCCAGUGUUCAGUCAGGAUGUGUACAGAGUAAGCCUUCCAGAGAACUUGCCCCCAGGCACCUCUGUGCUAAAGGUGACAGCCACCGACCAGGAUGAGGGCAUCAAUGCGGAGAUCACAUACUCCUUCAAAAUACCAGGAGAUGUUGGAAGUACGUUUACGCUAGACCAUCAAAGUGGAGAAAUUAAAUCCAAAAACCCUAUAGACUUCGAAAUCAGUAGCAGUUAUACCAUAAUCAUGGAAGCCAAGGACGGCGGAGGCAUGGCCACCAAAUGUAAAAUUAUACUCGAAAUUCUAGAUGAGAAUGACAACGCCCCAGAGGUGGUGUUCACUUCGGUGUCUAGUUCCAUAACCGAGGAUGCAGAGCCCGGGACGGUGAUUGCUUUGUUCAAAACACACGAUAAAGAUUCCGGAGAAAACGGAAAGGGUUAUUGCCUCAUAAAAGAGGACGUUCCUUUUAGAAUUCAAUCUUCCGCCAAUAAUUACUACAAGCUGGUGACAGAUGGGGCCCUGGAUCGGGAACAGACCCCGGAGUACAAUGUGACCAUCACAGCCAUCGACAGAGGCAAGCCGCCCCUCUCCUCCAGCAGAAGCGUCACCCUAUACAUCAGGGACGUCAACGACAACGCCCCGGUUUUCCAGCAGUCAGCCUACCUGGUCCAUGUGCCAGAAAACAACCCGCCCGGGGCCUCCAUCGCGCAGGUCAGCGCCUCCGACCCCGACCUGGGACCCAACGGCCAGGUGUCCUACUCCAUCGUGGCCAGCGACCUGGAGGCACGGGCGCUGUCGUCCUACGUGUCGGUGAGCGCGCACAGCGGGGUGGUGUUCGCGCAGCGCGCCUUCGACCACGAGCAGCUGCGCGCCUUUGAGCUGACGCUGCAGGCGCGCGACCAGGGCUCUCCCGCGCUCAGCGCCAACGUGAGCCUGCGCGUGCUGGUGGGCGACCGCAACGACAACGCGCCCAGGGUGCUGUACCCGGCGCUGGGGCCCGACGGCUCUGCGCUCUUCGACACGGUGCCGCGCGCCGCGCAGCCGGGCUACCUGGUCACCAAGGUGGUGGCGGUGGACGCGGACUCGGGACACAAUGCCUGGCUGUCCUACCACGUGCUGCAGGUCAGCGAGCCCGGGCUCUUCAGCCUGGGGCUGCGAACCGGCGAGGUGCGCACAGCUCGUGCUUUGGGCGACAGGGACGCGGCUCGCCAGCGCCUGCUGGUCGCUGUGCGCGAUGGGGGACAGCCACCUCUCUCUGCCACCGCCACGCUUCACCUGAUCUUUGCGGACAGUGUUCAAGAGGCACUGCCAGACCUCAACGACCAUCACACACCUUCUGACCCCCAGGCUGAGCUGCAAUUUUACCUGGUGGUGGCCUUGGCCUUGAUCUCCGUGCUCUUCCUCUUGGCGGUGAUUCUGGCCAUUGCUGUGCGCCUGCGACGCUCCUCUAGCCUGGCUACCUGGCGCUGCUUUCAGCAUAGUCUUUGUACUAAGACUGGACCGGGGAUUUCUCCCAACUACAACGAGGGAACUUUGCCUUAUUCCUACAAUAUGCAUGUUGCCUCGGAUUCUCAAAAAACAAUGUUUAAUUUUCUCUCUAUGACGCCAGAAAUGGUCCCGCCACAAGAUCUUUCUAAUGAAGCAUCCUCGAUAGUAAGUGUCACUGAGGAGAAUAAUAAGUUAAGCUCUAACGCUGUUGUUUCUACUCACAAGAGUUUCAAUGAAUGCCUUUCAUCCGCAAAUGGUUUGCUUUAAUUUUCUUUAUUAACUACAAAGAGGAGAAUGCAUGAGAAAAGGCUUUAAAAAGAGGACAUAGGAAUGAUUUUUAUAAUAUUCAGGCACUUUUGCUAGGGAUUAUUUGA